CCAAAAAGAACAAACGACUACAAAAUCAGCCUCAAAGUCAGUUGAUCAAAAAGUCUUUUGGAUAAAACAGUUCCGUAAACAUUUCAGCAACAAAAAACAGAUUAAUGCAAAAUUCGUUCCACCAAAAUCCAACCAAAAGCAACAAGAAGAAGAACCGACAACAUGGAGCAGCUGACGGAGCUGGAACCGGAGCUGGAGCCGCAGCCGAAGAACAGCUACGAUGCUGCGAGCAGCUGGCCCUUGGAGCCGGAGCUGGACACGGCUGCGGGCGAUCCCAUGGUGACCAUCUUUCAGCGCGACCAUGUCGUCGUCGUCUCCGAGGAUGACGAGCAAUGCCAAUGCGGCUGCCGGCUCGACGAGCUCGACCGGGUCAUUGGCCAGCAGUGCGAUGGUGAGCACUUCAAAGCGAACUGGUUCACGAACUGGUUCACGAACUGGUUCGUCUGUCGCACCUGCCAGGAGCACUACAAUCACUUUCCACUGGCCAGUCCAGCGAACGCGAACUGA
Messenger RNA from Drosophila montana, 507 nucleotides. RefSeq lists its product as uncharacterized. The coding region runs from base 163 to 507 and encodes 114 amino acids. The transcript has 2 exons. The record is from RefSeq and is a predicted model, not a curated record. NCBI's taxonomy places the organism in Eukaryota, Metazoa, Arthropoda, Insecta, Diptera, Drosophilidae.